Salvelinus sp. IW2-2015 is the source of this 2899-nucleotide messenger RNA. RefSeq names its product protein mono-ADP-ribosyltransferase PARP12. NCBI's taxonomy places the organism in Eukaryota, Metazoa, Chordata, Actinopteri, Salmoniformes, Salmonidae. Gene Ontology annotation, molecular function: metal ion binding; NAD+ poly-ADP-ribosyltransferase activity; NAD+-protein mono-ADP-ribosyltransferase activity. The record is from RefSeq and is a predicted model, not a curated record. Gene Ontology annotation, cellular component: nucleus.
UGACAUCGCCGAGUGUGAUCGGGGAUUUCUAUUGGAGGAGCAGUUUUAGCCUAUCUUCAUACUGUAUUGUCUUUGAUGUAGCGGUAUCCUGUGGUCCACUGUCCUAAACCAGGAAAAACAGUCGCGUUAGUCAUUGCGAGAUGGCUCAGCAAUUGUUAUUAAAAGUAAUUUGCAAUCAUCAGGGAACAUUGGACUAUGCAGAUCUGGCAGAUAUUGGGUGUGGGGCAGAUAUGUUCUGCGCUCUUGAUAAACUUGUUGAAAACGAUUUAUGUUCUAUAGCAGUGUCCAAAGGAAAUGAACGCAUUAUUGCAAAAACGAAAGUUAGACGCUGCAAGGCUCAGCAAUGUGAUGGCUGCAAUGAUUUACACCUAUGUAAAUUGUAUCUAUUUGGGGACUGCACGAAUAGUAGGGGAAGACGGACAUGCCGCUUUGGCCAUGACCUGCACUCUGAACACAACUCCAGAGUUUUAAGAGAGUAUAAACUUGAGACGCUGAGUAGACAGGAACUCCGGCAGCUAUUAUUACAGAAUGACAAUUCCCUCCUUCCACCGGUGUGCAACUCUUAUAACAAAGGCACCGGGCCAUAUGGCAACUGCCCUGAUCAGGAGGGGUGCAGGAGACUUCACGUGUGUGACAGGUACAUCAGAGGAACCUGUUCCUCGGGAGCCGACUGCAACAGGUGUCAUGACUUCUUCGAACCCCACCCACAAAGGACUCUGCAGCAGAGGGGAGUGCCAAACGAUCUAAUGGCGUCCAUGUUGUCCACCUACCGGAACAUCCAGGCCAUGAAAAGUGAAGGUGCCAGCGGUGCUGCUUCUAUCAACAGGCCCCAGAGCUGUCCUCAGAGAAAUAUAGUGAGGAAUGAGAUCUGCCUGUUCUUUGUCAAGGGGGACUGCAAACAAGGAGAGAAAUGCUCGAGAGUCCACUUCAAAAUGCCCUASAAGUGGYAAGUGAACGAUGGACAGACUUGGUCAGCUCUGCCAGAAAACGAAGCACUCGAGAGAGACUUCUGUGACCCUUCUAAGAUKCACAGUGAGGGAGCUGAGCGUGUGCGUUUCGACUCCAUGAGCCGCGGAUUAUGGGAUGUUCGCCGUCUCUCCACAGUUUCCUCUGUGACCAAYCCCACAUACGUACUCACCACAGAGUGGGUGUGGURCUGGGAGGACGAGUACGGCAAAUGGGUCCAGUACGCAUCCAUCAAAGAGAUGCACAGAUUGUCAUCCAUCACCAGUGAAGACCUUGAGAAAAGGUUCCAGGAGGAUCAAAGUGCUGUGGUGAAGUUCACUGCAGGCCAGCAGUCUUAUGAGCUGAGUUUCAGAGACAUGACGCAAUAUAACGAAAGAUUUGGUACUAUAAGGAUGGUCAGACGACGUCCUGUCUUUGUUUCAACUGUGGACGCACAAGCUGCAAGAAGCAGGAGAAAUGGACCACGCAACCCCUCUCAGAAUUUCAGAGCUGUUCCUGGAUCUUGGGACAAGUCUGCGAUACCUGACAUUGGAUACAAGACAGUCACUCUUCUGAGUUCUGACAGGGACUAUCAGAAGGUCCAGAGACUUUUCAACAACACCAUGAGGGGCUUCCAAAUCACCAGCAUCGAGAGGGUCCAAAACAGGGACCUCUGGGAAGUCUUCCAGUGAACAGCAAGGAGCUACAUCUCUUCCACGGAACGGACCCAAAACACGUAGACGCCAUUUGCAGAGAUAACUUCGACUGGAGGCUGUGUGGAACCAAUGGAACUGUGUAUGGCGAAGGGAGUUACUUUGCCAGGGAUGCCAAGUACUCACACAGCUACACCAGCAACUCAGGAGUGAGGUCCAUGUUUGCUUGUCAGGUGCUUGUUGGCGACUACACACGGGGGAACUCGGACCUCCGUCGCCCCCCUCCAAAAGGCGAGGGAAGCCCGACUCUCUAUGACAGCUGUGUGGACAAUGUCCUGAACCCAUCCAUAUAUGUGGUUUUUGAAAAGCACCAGGUGUACCCCGAAUUCCUCAUCAAAUACGAUGAUGGCGUCUUGCACUUGUCCUCUUUGGCUCCAGCUCCACCCAAGACUGUCUCUAUCCAAUCCACUUCCUUGACCCCAACAUCCAACCGGAUUCAAGCCACAGCUGCUGCUACCACAUCGAAGAGUGUUCCAUCCACUUUGAGUCCAUCUAAAACUGCAGCCACAACUUCCUCAAAUCCAACCCGUUCUCUUCCCGCCUCGCGGUUUCUCCCAAAACCUGACCAAACCCCAUUAGCAUUCAGUCAAUCUCCAGUCCUCAUAAAGCCAGCCCUAACUUCUCAAUUGGUGGAUACCACCCUAGGCCCAGAUAUCACUCCCUCAUUUGCAAACCUCUCUCACACACUCACUACCCCAGCCAGUAUCCCCUCUCACACGCUCACUACCUCAGCCAGUAUCCCCUCUCACACACUCACUACCCCAGCCAGUAUCCCCUCUCACACGCUCACUACCCCAGCCAGUAAGAUCCCCUCUUCACACCUCACUACCCCAGCCAGUAUCCCCUUCUACCCCUCUCGGUCACUCUCACUACCCCAGCAGUACCCCCUCUCGUACGCCUCCACUCCCCAGCCAGUACCCCCCUCGUACUUCACGUACCCCAGCCAGUACCCCCUCUCGUACGCUCACUACCCAGGCCAGUUACCCCUCUGCUUACGCUCACUUACCCCAGCCCAGGACCCCUCUCUGUACGCUCACUACCGCCAGUACCCCCUCUCACACACUCACUUUAACCUCCAGCCAGUACACCCUCUCGUACGCUCACUACCCCAGGCCAGUACCCCCUCUCGUACUCUCACUACCCCAGCCAGUACCCCCUCUCGUACCGCUCACUACCCCAGCCAGUCACCCCUCUCUUACGCUCACUACCCCAGCCAGGGACCCUCUUCUUACGCUCACUAA